Brassica rapa (field mustard) is the source of this 1763-nucleotide messenger RNA. Its product is annotated as putative nuclease HARBI1. The record is from RefSeq and is a predicted model, not a curated record. NCBI's taxonomy places the organism in Eukaryota, Viridiplantae, Streptophyta, Magnoliopsida, Brassicales, Brassicaceae.
AGCAGCAGGACAUGUGAACCAAGUCACGGGUGCGUUUGGAAUCUCGAAGUGUGUUGUUGUAUUGCGAGUCACGGGUUUAUGUUGAAGUAGUAGUAGUAUAAGUAACCCUCUCUGUUUGCGUUUCUCUCUAUCAAACUUCUUUCCUAUCUAUUAAAGGUGUAAUCUUCUUGCUGUAAUCUUGUUGCUACAAACUCGGCCUCAAUUUCAAGUUGUUGUAAUCGAAGAAGUUAUAGGAUAUCUAGAAAUGUCAUCAUCUUCAUCGGAUGAAUUCGAAGAGAGAUUGGACGAAGUUUUCGAUGAAAUCUUUGAAGAUACUUUCAACAAUAUAGUGGAGGCCCAAUCCAUACCGCAAAGUAGACGUGCUUAUGUGGAACGAAACCGCGAAGGAGGACACGUCCGCUUAUGGAAUGACUACUUCAGCGAAGAUUGUACAUUUCCGGCACAUUUAUUCAGACGCCGUUUCCGCAUGAAUAAGGAAUUAUUCUUGCGUAUUGUCCAUGGCCUAUCAGAGUGGUUUCCAUUCUUUCAGCAAAGAAGAGAUGCAACCGGGAGGUUCGGUCUUUCUCCAUUACAAAAAUGUACGGCAGCUAUUCGUAUGCUUGCUUAUGGUUCUGCGGCUGAUGCGGUUGACGAAUAUCUCCGACUUGGUGAGUCCACUGCACUUUCGUGUUUACAUAAUUUCACUGACGGAAUAAUACAAUUAUUUGGAGAAGAGUAUCUACGACGACCCACCCCCGAGGAUCUACAACGACUACUCGAUAUUGGGGAGAAACGAGGGUUUCCUGGGAUGGUCGGGAGCAUUGACUGUAUGCACUGGGAGUGGAAAAAUUGCCCAACCGCUUGGAAAGGACAGUACACACGUGGAUCAGGAAAACCGACAAUUGUCUUAGAGGCUGUUGCUUCACAAGAUCUUUGGAUAUGGCACGCUUUUUUUGGUCCCCCAGGUACGUUAAAUGAUAUCAAUGUCCUCGAUCGGUCUCCUGUUUUUGAUGACCUUUUAGAAGGUCGAGCUCCGAGGGUAAAGUACAUGGUCAACGGACACAUGUAUAAGUUGGGGUACUACCUCACAGACGGUAUAUAUCCAAAAUGGUCAACAUUUAUCCAAUCUAUCACCCUCCCUCAAACUCCUCAACAAGAGUUAUUUGCUAAAGUUCAAGAAGCAACCCGAAAAGAUGUGGAGCGGGCUUUUGGAGUAUUGCAAGCUCGAUUUGCGAUUGUGAGAAACCCGGUAAAAACAUUGGAUAGAGCAAAGAUAGGGAAGAUUAUGAGAGCAUGUAUCAUACUCCACAAUAUGAUUGUCGAAGAUGAACGGGAUGGAUACUCUCCUAUUGAUAUAUCUGAAUUUGAAGAAGGAGACGUCCCCAGAUGUUCACAGGUGGAAACCGAGAUGCCAACUAAUAUGAAUAAUAUAUUUCCCACGCGGAAUGAUCUACGUGAUAGUCAAACGCAUGAACGAUUGAAAAAUGAUUUAAUUCAAAAUAUUUGGAAUAAAUUUGGUGAUGAAGAUUAGGAAUUUUUCUAUAUUUAUGUUAAAUAAUUGUUUUUAUCUUUAAUUGUUGUAUUUUUAUGUUUAAUUAAUGUAUUUUAUGUUUAAUUAUUGUAUUUUAUGUUAAUUUAUGGUAUUUAUUCAUCUAAUAUAUGAAAAAUUUAUUUCACUAAAAAAACCAUUUUUUAAUUCUUAAGGAUUCUAAUUUUGGGAUCAUCAUUGUACAUACAUUUUUCACAAGAGUCCUUAACUAUUCAAAAAAAAAAAAAAAAAAAAA